Messenger RNA from Portunus trituberculatus (swimming crab), 3066 nucleotides. RefSeq names its product neurogenic differentiation factor 4-like. Bases 1674 to 2516 code for a protein of 280 amino acids. The record is from RefSeq and is a predicted model, not a curated record. The transcript has a single exon. NCBI's taxonomy places the organism in Eukaryota, Metazoa, Arthropoda, Malacostraca, Decapoda, Portunidae. Gene Ontology annotation, molecular function: protein dimerization activity.
AACGCAAUUGUUUAUUUAUUUUCAUUCCUGUUUAUUUAACUUUUCAAUGUCUAAAACCACAAGUCACCAGCAUCCAAUAAAUCAGUUAGAAUUUAUGUGUAUAGAAGUCGUGAAGUAAAUACCUCACCUGCUCCUUCUUGAUGUUUGUGAAGUGCUGUUGGGUUAAGUUCAGUUUGCUUCGUCCUUUGCUCUUUGUAUGGUUUCACUAAGUAUAGAGUAAUACAGGAGGAUUAAAGAAAAAAUAGAUAGUGUAAAGAAAACACCAGAUCUGCUAGACUCGUUCAUGUUUGUGGUGUACAUCCUUAGUUUUUGCGGUUUUAUCGGAGAAAGAGUAAAUUGGGGGGGGGAAAAAUGUAUGCUGAAAAGAAAGAGUACAUAACAUAAAUACUUCAAUUCCUUAACUGAAGAAGUGGAUGAUGGGUGGAGGAUGAAGAGUAUAGGAGGAGGAGGUGGAGGUGGAAUCAUGACGACAGUUGUGAGUCGUGUACUGCUCAUUUUAGGAUUAACACCAUUAGCAAAUAUCAUUUACAAGGAGAGAAGCGAUGCUUUCAAACCAGUCGUGACAUUUGUGUGUCCGUGUGCCUCGUGCUGCGCGCCGCCUGCGUGAGGUGAGGUGGCGUGUAGUGAGUGACGAGUGGCAUGCUGACGUGAAGGUCCAAGCGAGCCCUCUCCUCUUCUCUCCUCUCCUCUCCGGGCCGUGAGCCAUACUGCCUGCCCUUGCCCCUGCAGCCCCUUGCCGAGUGAUGCCCAUCGGCGCCACGGUUGCCAGGUACGUGGAUCCAGCAGGAGUUACAAGCCUACUCAUAGCAAGUUUUUGGGCACGAUAUGAUUAACUUCUCCCUUAACUGUUCUCAACACCUCAUUGCAGACGAGAGGACCAACUGGCGGUGUUGGAGUCACUAUAGGAUGCAUUUAUUGAUUAAGUUAUUCCUGCGUUGAGUGACGAGAGGCGUGAAAGUCUUGGCGUGCCAGCUGUGACGUCACAGGUCUUAGGGGCACCGGAGGAGGAGCGUUGUGGGCAGCAGGUGAAGUGGAUGUCAGUAAUCGUGGUGAGGGCGCGGAGGCUGGACGUGUCGCACCGCUGGCUUACAUACUUGACUGGCUCGAGCCUCGCUCGCCGGCCCACCUCAACUAACCUCCCAUCUCGUUGCUGGAUCUUUGACAAUUGCAACUCGUGAUUAUUUAGCCAAAUCUUGGACGCAAAUACUUCCCCCCGACCAGGACUUGAAAGACAGGAUUUUCUUGGCAGGGAAGCUCAGGGCAGUUGCCUGCAGGGUCACCAGUGGGUUGACUUGAGGCAAACGUAACGAGUCGCAGACCAUCACUGCUUGUGUUACGUCUUGGUCAUGAGGGAAGGACUCAGGCAGGUUGUGUGACAUCCGUGCAUAUAGGCUGUGUCUUGCGUUAUUGUCAGGACGCCAGGCUCACGUCCACACUGACGAACACUGUUACAUCUUUGUUGGUCACUUCAACGAUAUUGAAUAAUUGCUAAUAGAACAGAAUUUUAAAUGCUGGACACGAAAUAGAAUUAGAGAGAGAGAGAGAGACUUUAACACUGCUAAGAAAGUCAUCCAGAUACUGUGGGAGAAAAUACUGUGCUGGUGAGAAAGUAAUUACUCAGAAGUGAAAGAACUGAAUGGUGGUCAGGUGGUAAUCAAGGAGUGGACAGAGCGAUGGCAGGUGGUAAGGAACAGGCGGAGGGGGACAUGCUCCUCACAGACACCAACAAUAACAACAACAACAGUGGUGGCGGCGACAGCGGCGGCGUGCGGGGAGAAAAAUAUGCCUUGCGACCUAGAACACUUAUCAAACGACUGCAGCAGGAGAAGGUGCGGCAGGACAUCCCUAAAAGAUCCUCCGUCAAAUCCAAAUCGAGGCCGGCACCACUCUCCAAGUACCGCCGGAAGACUGCCAACGCCCGGGAGCGGCUCAGGAUGCGGGAGAUCAACAACGCUUUCGAGUCACUACGGCGCGUGCUGCCAGAGGGUGCGGAAGUGCAGGCCAGCAGCACCUCGGCCAUCACCAAGAUCAUGACGCUGCGCCUGGCCGUGGAGUACAUCAAGGCUCUCUCCUUCGUGUUGGAGGAUGACGCUGACCAGCCCUUCGGUCCCCUGGGUGGCUCCUUGCACUCCUGUCUCCACCACUCCCUCCCGCUGUCCCUCCACCACCACCACAAGGCCCUCCAGCCCACCAGGGUUACCGCAGCCCCACAUAAUGCACACUCGCAUCCACCGCCACUGCCCCUCCACCACCACAGGCCGCCCUCGCAACUGGUGGCUCAUUACGGCAACUGUAACACCACCAUCUCCACCUCCUCAUCCCCGGCUACUGUUCGCACCUCCGUCAGCAGCACCAGCGACCUAGAGGAGCUCUUCUCCGACGACUCAGGGCUACUUGAGGAGAGCUUUGAUGUCUUUCACGACCUCCAGACCUUGGCAACGGCGGAUCCCUUCGACAUAUUGUUGGGGCCCGACAAGGACGCCGUCCUCGCCUUUCCUACGGAGCUGUGCAACUGAAGGUCUUGUGGCGCUGCCCUUCAUAGGCAGCUGUCUGAGGGAGGCGCCGACGGAGGGGUGUUUGACUGUUUAUGUGUCAUACACGCAGUGAAGACUCCGCGUUGUGUAUACUGUGUGUAUGUGUGUGUGUGUGUGUGUGUGUGUGUGUGUGUGUGUGUGUGUGUGUGAGAGAGAGAGAGAGAGAGAGAGAGAGAGAGAGAGAGAGAGAGAGAGAGAGAGAGAGCUUUUCACGUUCAUUAACUAGAGCGAUGCUAGUCUGGUGUGCCAUACCCACUAUAUCUCCCCCACCAUCCCCCAUCCCGCUAUACAAUACCCCCCAUAGACUCCCAUAGACCCCAUAAGCCCCCCUGAUUCCCAUAGCUCUCCACUCUGUGCUGUGUGGGGUUUGGUGGAGCCACUUCGCAAACACUGUACCGGCAAGGAGUUCCCAUCGACCUCUGUUAUUUAAAAAGAUAGACUAAGUAACAAGGAUCACGUGUCCGCACUCGGUGUAUUACAUUAAGAGAGUAACAUUUCUUUAUCACAUGUACAAAAUAAACCUUUAUAAUGA